Klebsormidium nitens is the source of this 4512-nucleotide messenger RNA. The record is from the annotation of a GenBank genome assembly. NCBI's taxonomy places the organism in Eukaryota, Viridiplantae, Streptophyta, Klebsormidiophyceae, Klebsormidiales, Klebsormidiaceae.
AUGUUAAACGGAGCAGCAGCAGCCAUGAACGGGACCGUCACCAUGGAGCUGCUCUCUGAGACCGUGGAGCGUCUCCCGCUGGCGGAGCUGGCGUUCUACCCGGUGGCCUUCAUGGUCCUCCUGCUCAGUUGGACCACCAGGGCCGCCACGCCCGACCCCGCCGCGAUGGCGUACAAGCUGGGCCUGCCCUUCCUGGGCCGCCUCGCGCCCAGCCUCAACAUGGGCUCGCUCCUCGUCUUUGUCGCCGUCUACUUUGGAUCCUCCAUGGGUAACUGGGCGCUCGCUUGGGUGGCGGUGGUCCUGGCGGCCGUCACAUGCCCCAAGCCCAUUGAAAUGGUGCUUCUGAACGCGAUCGUCAAGUCGUCGCUGUUUGGCUCCUCGCGCAAGGUCGAGACAUUCAUGGUGGACCUUCUGCGCAUCGCGCGCGAGCUGGCGGCCAAGCAGGGGCAGCCCAAGGACGCCCUGAUAGACUGCCUCAAGUUCGAGCUGCCCUUCAUGCUGCCCAUUUACGUCCUCAUCGACGUCCACUACGCGCACUUCCUGCACGCAGCACCCACCUGCGAGUUCUUUGCCACCGACUACAAGGCGCGCGACUGGUUCAUCGGCCCCAACCUGCUGACGGCCAAGAGCCCGCCCAUGAAGAACCCCGAGUGGCUGAUGCACCGUGCGCUGACGGCCGCCGUGAACGUGGACCGCAACGGCAUCGAGUCGACCAUGGGGCGCAUGGUGGUGCAGGGGAUGAAGAUCCUGGCGGAAAUGAGCCGCGAUCUUAAGAAGAAGUACGGCUCCGUCAUCGACCUCUGCGAAGAGUUCGAGCACAUCAUCGUGACGGCCCACCUGAGCGCCAUGUUCGGGCAGGCGUACACGGACAAGUUCCCCAUGAUCUCCAAGGAGGUCAACUACACGGCCAUCAAGUACAGCAGCGUCUCCAACGGCAUGCAGAUCAAGGUGUGGCAGCCGCUCGAGGGCCUCAAGUUCCUGGACGGCCGCAAGAAGGUCGUGGACUCCCUCCUCUGGGCGCUCGAGCACAGCGACUCCGCCCUGCUGGAGAUCAUCAGGAAGGCGCACAAGGAGGGCAAGAUCACGCACGAAGAGCUGCUGGGCACGUGCCUGCUGUUCACGUACGCUCUGGCCCCGUCGCGCACGUCCAUCUUCGGGCUGUCCCUGCUGGCCAACCUGCCGCACGAGCAGGACCGUGUUGCUAAGGAGGUGCGUACCACGCUGCCCGACGUCUUCGACGAGAAGACGGGCGAGUUCGACCCCAAGAAGGUGGACGUCUGGAUGACCGAGCUCGACGAGUGCGACAACCUCAAGCGGGCCGUCAGGGAGACGCUGCGGCUGUACCCCGGCGUGCCCAUGUUCAUUCCCCAGAUGGCGGCGCGCGACGUGCAGAUUGGCCCGUGGCAGAUCCCCAAGGGCGCGCUCACCAUGUCCAUGCCCUUCCUCAGCCAGCGCGAUGGCAAGGUGCACCAGAACCCCGACCAAUUCGACCCGACCCGCAACCUGGAGAAGGGCGCCCCCCUGCCGGACGGCACGCUGACCUACUUCCCGUUCGCCAUGGGCCCCCGGUCGUGCCAGGGCCAGUUCUACGGGGAGCUGCUGGUGCGCGCCGCCAUGGGCAUCGCGCUGCGCGACCACGAGUUUGAGGCCAAGGGCCCGGUGCCGCCCCCGGCCAUGCUGGGCUUCAUCCACCCCAUGACGCCCGCGUGGGCCAAGAUCCAGCCCCCCCCGGUGGAGCAGAAGAAGAAGACCGAGGUUGCGAAAGCGGUCCCAGCUGCGGCGGGCAAGCCGCAGCUGUCGGCAAUGAACUCAAUCAAGGAGGUGCCCCGCUUGAGCAAUGUGGACACCAUCACGGUGCUGUACGCAUCCACCCAGGGAACGUCACGUGCCUUCGCAGACCGCCUGGCGAGGGGGCUCCAGGAGUCGGACCUGAGUGAGCUGGCGGACACCCCCGCCAUCAAGGUGUUCGACGCGGCGGACUACUCGAUGCAGCAGCUGACGCGCGAGUCGCUGGUCAUCUUCGUGACGUCCACGUUCGGGCACAACCAGCCGCCGUACUCGGGGUCCAACCUGAAGGCGUUCGUCAACAAGCCCGACACCAAGCUGCCCAACCUGGCGUACGCGGUGCUCGCGCUGGGCAACUCCGUGUACCCCAGCUUCUGCAGCUUCGGCAAGCUCUUCGACAAGCGCCUCGCGGAGGUCGGCGCGCAGCGACUGAUGCCCGUCACCCUCUGCGAUGAGAUUGAGGGGCAGGAGGGCGCCUUCAACGCUUUCCUCGAGCAGAUUGCGGACGUCCUGUACAGCGCACUUGGCGGCGGAGAUGGCGCCCCGAGCCCCGUCAGCGUGUUGCCGGUCACCCGGUCCUCCACGGGCAAGGGCAAGCCGCCGGCGGGUGCCCCCGCGGCCGGCCCGCCGAUGGUGAAGAAGCACAAGAGCGCGGACCCCAAGAGGGUGGAGUCCGCGCAGCACCACAAGCGGUUCGAGCUAGUGGAGCUAGGCCGGGGACAGAUCGCGCGCCAGCGCCCGGCGGGGCCCAUCAAGGAGGGCGCGCCCAAGGGCACGCGCGACCACCCCGUGGAGCUGCAGGUGAUCGCCAACCGUUGCCUGCGCCCGUACACCAGCCUGGCGCAGAUUCGCAACGUCGUCGUGCGGACCCCCUCCGAUGGCUCCCUCACGUACCAGCCCGGGGACCUUCUCGGAGUCUACCCUGUGAACCGGUUGGACCUGGUGACGUCCUUGUCGGAGCGGCUGGGCAUCACGGACCUGGACACGGAGUUUGAGCUGCGCCCGCUGCGCGGCAAGGACCAGCUGGCGUCACCGCUGCCCGACAAGAUGACGUACUGGCUCGCGCUGACGUCAUACCUGGCCAUCCAGCGCGUGCCGCAGCCGCAGCUACUCAAGGUCCUGCAGCAGUACACCACCGACCCCGAAGAGGCGAGCUGGCUGGGCCAGCUGGGCGCGGGCGGCCCCAAGUACACCGAAUUUGCGAUGGGCAGCCACAGUCUGCUGGAGACACUGUACCGCGUGCCAUCGUGCAAGCCGGACGUGGCGCACUUGUUCGAGACGCUGCCGCACCUGCAGCCGCGCAUGUACUCCAUCUCGUCCUCGCCGCUCUACCACCGCGGCCAGGCGCACCUCACCAUUGCCGAGCUGAUCUACCAGUCGCACGACGCCAGCUGGAAGCGCGGCGUGUGCAGCACGUUCCUGGGCACGGACAUCAUGAUUCCGUCAUCCAUGGCGGACCCCAACUGCCGCCUGCUGGGCUACGUCAUGCCCAACCCCGGCUUCCACCUGCCCGAGAGCGCGAGCACGCCCAUCGUCAUGAUCGGCAUCGGGUCCGGCAUCGCGCCAUUCCGCGGAUUCUGGCAGCACCGCCUCGCGAUGCUCAAGGACUCCAAGAACACGACCCAGCUGGGCGACGCUCUGCUGUACGCGGGCUUCCAGAGCAAGGUCAACUCGUGCUACCUGGACGAGCUGGAGCAGGCGCAGAAGGAAGGCGCACUCUCCAAGGCGCGCGUGGUGUACAGCCGCGAGGGCGAGCGCAAGUACGUGACGCACGCGCUGACGGAGGACCGCUGGUCGCUGUGGCACGAGUACCUGAGCCAGGGGGCCGUCGUCUAUGUGUGCGGCACCAUUAACGCCGCCAACGACGUGCGCGAAACCAUCCUGGGAGUCAUGAAAGAGGCUGGCGGCAUGUCGGAGGAAGAUGCUGAGGCGUGGCUGGAGAGCGCUCGCGACCGCGACCAGUACAAGGAGGACGUCUUCGGAGAGAGCACGGCGUCGUACUCCAAGACGCGGAUGCAGGCCCGCCUCCGCUCAGCCAAGGUGAAGCUGCGCUCCUCCUUCCACUUCCUGGGCGCCAAGGGGAUUGCCAAGAUCCUGGAGAGCGCCCCGCCAAUGUAGACGCACCACCUCGACAAAGAGGUCUGGGGAAGUGCGUCCGUCAUUUCGCGAAGCAAGCUGGUCCUAAGGCAUUAGGAGCUUGAUAGAAAGUGCUGGCCGUCGCAAGCAGUGGGUUUAGAGCAAAGGUCUAAUGGACAUAUGGAUGCGUCACGAGCAUUUUGCAGCCAAAAUCAAUCCCGGUGGAAGAGGAUUGAUAGCUCGCUUACGCGCCCCUAGGUAGAUGUACUCGGCUCAGUAGUUGCGUAGCACAGUCGGUGCCAUACUGGUAUUUUCCCGUACAUCAUUGAUGUGGCAAACAAGACCAAGUUUUUAACGUGUCCCAAGUAGCCGUUCAUCUGGCAGGAUUAGUCAUAGCGCCUCUAAUUUAGCAUAUGUUGAACCACAUACUCAAGGUUAGAUCAACAAGUCGUGCCAUUGUGCAUAACACCGCUAACCACUGAACCAAGGACUCCAUAUUGGAGACAAAAACUCCGCGUUUGAGUUAAAGGCUUUGUUUAUACGAACCGAGUGCACGAAAGGUCAGUGAGUGAUGGUGUUGUCGCAUCCCUUCUGUAUUGUCAUUGAACGAAGUGACUGCAAACCAUCGCAUCAAUUUUGUGAGUUAAGGAG